GCAUCGAUUAGUUUUUCUAUCGAAUACACAUCGAUUUUCGACUCCACUGGUCACAGCUGUCACUGCCGUUUAUAUAACCUCAAACCUUAAAAUAUAUUUAAUUCCGGACCCCGGUUGAUUUGCAGAUUGUUCACUGAAAUUCACAAGAUGUCCGAUUUUGACGUUUCCGGCAACGACAAGGAGCUGCAGGAGUUCCUCAUGAUCGAGAAAGAGAAGGCGCAGGUCAACGCGCAGAUACAUGAGUUCAACGAGAUCUGCUGGGAGAAGUGCAUCGGGAAGCCGAGCACCAAGCUGGACCACGCCACCGAGACGUGCCUGAGCAACUGCGUCGACCGCUUCAUCGACACAUCGCUGCUUAUCACCCAGCGAUUCGCUCAGAUGCUCCAAAAACGCGGCGGCGGCGACCUGUAGAGGUGUCCACAUCCCCGACACCGGGAUCUGGAUAUCUGAUUCCGAGGGGCUUCCGCCACUACUGUCCUACUGUUAAAGCUAUUUCUAAACAAAAAAUUAUCAUGUAAGCACUUUUUUUUCCGCGCUGCGUUUCGCCGCUGCCAUCUGAAGAAUGUGACCCGCCC
This is a messenger RNA of Drosophila erecta, 575 nucleotides long. RefSeq names its product mitochondrial import inner membrane translocase subunit Tim8 (gene Tim8). The record is from RefSeq and is a predicted model, not a curated record. The transcript has 2 exons. The coding region runs from base 148 to 411 and encodes 87 amino acids. Lineage: Eukaryota; Metazoa; Arthropoda; Insecta; Diptera; Drosophilidae.